Peronospora belbahrii is the source of this 1524-nucleotide messenger RNA. The record is from the annotation of a GenBank genome assembly. NCBI's taxonomy places the organism in Eukaryota, Oomycota, Peronosporomycetes, Peronosporales, Peronosporaceae.
AUGGAAGCACAUGAACAAUUCAAACAAGCAGAAAAAGCACUAGCCAAACGUUCUUUCUUUCGUCCUGCACCUGAUUAUCUGGUCGCUGCUCCAUUGUUUGAAAAAGCAGGUGAAUGCUUUCGACUUGGUGGAGACUUUGAAGCGAGUAAAGACGCUUUUCGACAAUGUGCCAAUGCGCAUCAACAUAAUCAAUCCUACUUUCGGGCGGCACAAGCAUGGGAGAAUAUAGCCAAGACAGCAUUACAACAGUCUCAAGCUCAACGUUCAGAAAACAAACCUAUUCAGACUGUUCAGGAACGUACGAUAGAAGCUCGUCAAGCUUAUGAAAAGGCUAGUAGUCUCUAUGUGGAAAUGGGAGAGCUAGGAAAAGCUGCAGAUGCAUUAUUAAAAGGUGCACAGACUUGCGAAAGUCAUGGAUGUAGUAGUCUUAAUCUCGACGAUCUCUUGCCUCUUUAUUGGCAAGCAUGUGAUCUACUGGAAGCACAGGAUAAACCUCAUUUUGCAGUUGAUACGUUUCGUAAGACACUGAGCUUUCUCGUAAAACAUGGAAAAUAUAUGGAGGGAAUCAAGCUAUUGGAUCGCAUGGUUAUACUAUAUCAAGCGAUGGAUCAGUCUCAUAAUGUACACAAGGCCCACUUGAGUCAAGUGAUUCUCCACCUUGCAGUAGGUGAUGUCCCUGCAGCAGAUGCACUCUACUCACGUUGCUUGCAGGACGAUUCGUUCUUAUCCUCAGAUGAUUGUGCACUUGCAGAGGACUUGGUACGGGCAUUCAAAAUGGGGAAUGAAGAUCUCCUGCAGGCCACCGUGCGCAAACCUGGUUUCAUGGCGCUUGACAAUGAGACCGGUCGGCUCUGCCGUAAAUUGUCCGUCUAUGGAUCAGAAAACGCUGCUUCAGCACAGCCGAAGCGCACCCAGAAACCUGUUUCAUCGCGUGCAGGAAACAUGCACCAACAACAGCAGUCAACGCAACAUAAUCCGGUUGCGUCACCAGCACGCGCAAGUCGAGCCCAACGCAAUCCGUUUGCGCCUUCUUCGAAAGUACCAGCUCAAGCGUCUUCGCUUCACUCGGAAUACGAGUCGUCCGAGACACCGACAGCGUUGACCACUGAUGCGCACGACAGUGACUAUGAAGCUGCGCUGGCCAAGGCCCUUGGCGAAGUCGACGUGUCAAAGAAGAAAAAAAAGCUCUCAGCACCAGCAUCGGCCUCCAAGACCAAGCAGCAUGCAUCGCCGACGCCUACUGCUACAUCGUCCAGAUUGUCGCCAAACCUGGCCUCAUCUCCGCCACCUGCCGCACAGCGUGCUAGCAAUCGCGUGGAUUAUGAAUGCGAUGGUCUCGAGUUUGCCAUGUCGGAUUCAGACUUGCUUGAGUUUUCGAUGAGCGACUCAGCACAUACUGGCACAAAUGACUACUGUGAUUCAUUUGAAUCGGCUACAGCACCUGCUCCGAAGGCGAAAGCACCAGUGUCCAAACGUGUGACUAAGGCAGCAGCUCCUGUGUACGAUGAAUUUGACUUGACAUAG